AUGUCUGCUAUGUACGCUUGUUGUUCAUAUUCUUUUAGCCACAUAUGUACAAUCGAUUAAUUAGACGCAUGUUCCUUAGUCUCGCUCGACGACGAUAUCAUCCCUUGUUUUAACUGCAAUAGCUUUACGCAGUAGUAGUAGUAGUGGUAACCGUGCACCAGCAAAACAACAACGAGGAAGGUGAACGCCGCGGAUUAUUUAUUAGUUUUACCGCAUAGGUGCUUAUCAUUACACAUUAGUACAGGUGUGUCGCGAGACUAUGUUGAAACAUGUUCAUCGGAAUCAUUGUAUACUACACAUAUACACGAUGGUACACUUAUAGUAUAACAAGUAUGCAUUAUUUCAUUACAAUUCAUCGAACGAAACCUAAGCGAAUACCGCCGCCGCCGCCGCCGCCGCUUGUAUUCUGCCAAAUUAUUCUCCUCCUUAUUAUCCUCAGCUUACAGCUAGACUGUGUAGAUAAAAAUGUAGAGACUGCAGUUUUUUUAUUCGACGGACAAUUGCUGUGUCACGCAGAAAAUAGUCGUUCGCAAUCGUUUUCAACAGUCAUUGCCGUUCGAAGAACGCGAGACAAUGCGUCGCGUUGAAAACGCGAAUGUACGAGAUUUUGCUCGCAAACGAAUAAUAAUUACUUUCACCGCGAGCUCUGCUGCUGAUUAUCUUUCGACAGAUAUUUUCUGAUCUUUUACGCGCAUUCCCCUUAUCCAUUUACCCAUACAUACUCGUCAGGCGCGACUCUCCGAAUACAUACGAGCUAUCGCUAUCGCGCACUCAAAAGUCGAGUCGUUGGCUGACCUUUGUUUCUUUUCUCUCUUCUUCGGAGACGACUGAGAACGAGACUGUUCGUCGUUGACGACCGCGUGGAGAAUGAACCAUCAUGACCAUUGUGUAGCGAUAAUAUGAACUGAAUACAAUAGCAACUGUUUCUGUCGCUUAUUCCGUACCGUAGUAGAUACCAGAAACCCAGAAGGGGUGUAUUAUACCCUGAACCCCCAUAAAUAUUGAAAUCGCUAUCUAUUUUUACGCUCUGCGUAUAGUAGGUACGAACGGUAGGCGGCGGUAGUACAUCGUUUCGAUCAUCGAUAUACCAGCAGCCGCUCUGACGAUUUCAUUCAUAAUUCAGACCUGGAAUGAAUCAACUUCACAUAUUCCUGAUCGACAAUCCAGCGAUCCUGUACCGGUCGCACAUUUCGGUUUUCCGGUAAGCACCAGGUUAACCAGACGCUGAGCGAGUUUCUUACGCACCACCGCGGCAGCCGCCGCCGCCGCCGCCGCCGCCAGAGAAAUCAUCCUCUUUACGUUUCUGUUUCGGUUCCGGAAAUUCCGAUCACGUUCGAACGUGAAUUCGUGUCGCCGCGGUGAGAAUCCCAAAAAAACGGAGACGAUUGGCGGCUGUAGCCGGGGUUAAAUAUAGCAUCCAGCCGGGUUCGAGGCUGUUGGUCAUCUGCCAGAACUGCUCGAACAGAACUCCCGCUUUUCUCGUCGACGACGACGGCCAGCACGAAAAGUCCGCCGCAGCAGUCUAUCUCUACCACGGAUCGUGUACCGCGCGAGUUCUGCCAAACGAAUCGCGUAUCAGGGUCCAAUCGAGAGUAGCUUCGUUUCGUUGUUAGCGUUCUCUUCUCUCCGUUCACGGUGUCUCUUAAUCCCCGAGUCAGACAGAGAGCAGGAGGAGGAGGAGGAGGAGGAGGAGGAGGAAGAAGAAGAAGUAGAAGAAGAAGAAGAAAAAGAAGAGAGAGCGGACGAAGGAAAGAUGGCCAUCACGAGGGAGGAAUUGGCAGCUCUAAUUUAUUGGCGUGAUCCAAAGAAAUCGGGCCCCGUGUUCGGAUGUAUACUCGGCGUGCUCCUCUCGUUGGCCUACUUCAGCCUGAUAAGCGUACUGGCUUACGCGUCUCUUCUCGUCCUCACCGGUACCAUAGCUUUCAGGAUCCACAACACCAUUUUUCAGGCUAUUCAGAAGACUUCCGACGGGCAUCCUUUCCAAAACAUUUUGGAGUUGGAUUUGACACUGCCCACGGAGAAGGUGCACGAAGUGGCAGACGUGGCCGUCGCGCAUUUGAACGCAGCGGUCUGUGAACUUCGUAGACUCUUCCUCGUCGAGGAUUUCGUGGAUUCGUUGAAAUUCGGCGUCCUCCUAUGGUGUCUCACUUACGUGGGUUCCUGGUUCAACGGCAUGACUCUAAUUAUAAUUGGUGUAGUCGCCCUGUUCACGUUACCCAAGGUGUACGAGACGAACAAAGCACAAAUCGACCAGAAUCUCGCCCUGGUGCAAAGCAAGAUCAACGAGCUCACUAAUAAAGUGAAAGCUGCGAUACCAUUCGGAAAGAAAGAACCCAAGAAGGAAGAAUAAAAUGUGAGAGUGUACCACGACCAUCACCACCAUCACUACCACAAUCACCACCAACACCAUCACCACAACCAGCAUGCGGGGACGGAAAAAUUUAAACGUAUUUGUCGGAUUAUUAUGGAAUGCGAUCCAUAAUUUUUCGAUGCAUUCGCUUGAAUUUCUCCUCCUCUUUAGCGCGCGCGCGGGGACGAGGAGAGAAAGGUGCUGAAGAGACGUUGUAAAACAAACAAACAUAGGAAGAAGAAAAAAUAACGCGUGCAGCUCGAAAGAAGAAUCAACGACGGACGGAUAGAACGAUAACGAUAAAGACGGGUGUGGCACGACAGCCACAGAAAAGUAAGAAUCGCGAACAGAGUCCAACAAACGCUCGUUUACUAGCGGAAACUAUAUAAACGAUGUGCCACACAAAAAAUCAACAGCAAAAAGUACAGGAGAAGGUUCCUGGCAUCCAGCAGGUUGUGCAAGCUGCGGAGUAACGAAGUAGUAACCAUUAUUCCUUUUCAAUCCUGCUGAAACUAACGGCAGGUCCAUGUUGUACCAGGAUGCACACGAGAAACGGUUAAAGAGUGGUUGCAACGCAAUAGAAGCAUGGCUUGCAAGGAAAGUGUAUCGCGGCGGGAGAGCACAUUGAAAACCGGAAAAUAAAUAUAUAUAAAUGUAAA
Ceratina calcarata is the source of this 3009-nucleotide messenger RNA. RefSeq names its product reticulon-1-A-like. Lineage: Eukaryota; Metazoa; Arthropoda; Insecta; Hymenoptera; Apidae. The transcript has 5 exons. The record is from RefSeq and is a predicted model, not a curated record. Bases 1754 to 2350 code for a protein of 198 amino acids. Gene Ontology annotation, cellular component: axon; endoplasmic reticulum membrane.